CUGGUUCAAAAAUGUAUAAUAUGUCAUACAUAUGUCAUGCUGUAAUUAUUUAUUAAAAAAGAACAGUAUUUCCCAAGUAGGCCUUGAAAUUAUCAAAUCAGUCAUUUGUUUCGUGCCCAUUUCCGAUUCUCUCAUGUGAUAUUGUACAUAAAUCAUAACAUGGAUAUAUAUAAUGAUGCUCACGCACCGAUUGAACAAGUGUCUCGGUUUCUACUGUCCAUAGAUUAUUUUAUUACUUUUAUUAUUCAUUUAUAACAUACUAAAUUAUGACGAUUUUUAACCAACUACGACAUUUCGCGUUGUUUAACUUUCUCAACCGGGACUAACCGUUUCCGCUAUCUGGCUGUGUAUUUAACCCCAUAUCGACGCAUCGAGAAAUGUUCCCGCGUUGUCCAGGUCAUGUCGUGAGCAAUACCGAUGACAGCAGGUGCCUCUAGGUGGACCUCGAUUAAUCUUGAAUCUCGUCCUAGUCCUUUUUGGACAGCGCCGCAAGCGGUCACACACUGUCUCGUUAACUGGUUGCCUAAGCGUCAACUCUGCAAGGCGACUCCUCACCGCUCAAAGUUCCAGCUAUGCGUAUUUAUUCAGAGGAGUUUCUAUAUACUGUUCGCAGUGCUCGAUUCUGGUAACAGAUGGCGCUUUGCGCUAUCUUAUUUCGAUAGAACGUAUCUCCGGGAUAGAAGAUAGUUAGCUGUCUUUGGUCGGACUGGCGAUAUUUUUCUAUAAAACGUCAUAUUUUCAGCAAAAAUUAUAGCCGACACAAUGUUGGAGCUCAGCCAGAAGAAAGGUGUUCCUUUGAAGAAUAUGUUGCCUAUUGGUCACUCUCUAGGAGGGCACAUCGUGGGAUUCAUAGGUCAAAAGGUUUAUGAAAAAUCCGGUCAAAAACUGCCGAGGAUAGUUGCCCUCGAUCCUGCAGGACCUUUGUUUGACGUCAGGCCUGCCGACAAGAGGUUGAAUAGUAGCAGUGCUGAAGUUGUUCACGUUAUCCAUACAGAUGGUGGUACUUUUGGCUACAAGGACACAAUUGGUACCUUGGACUUCUUCGUAAAUGGAGGUAGUUCACAACCUGGAUGCAAAAGGGUCGAUUUAGCAGAUUUAACGACAAUCACGGAACCAUUAUCAUGUGACCACCGACGGGCACCAUUCCUGUUUGCUGAAGCUUUAGCAUAUCCACGAGAAUACAUCGCUCAAAAAUGUGGCAGUUGGGAUGACUUUGAAGCAGACAAAUGCCAAAACGGUGAAAAAGUAGCCAUGGGUGACUUGAAUUCGAGAAAUCGCGGAAAGUUCUAUCUGAAAACCGGCAAGGACAGACCAUUCUUCAAAAUCGAAGAAGAGGAAAAGAAAAAAGCUGGAAAAGAAGUUGAAAAGAAUGCGGAUAAAGGUACAGACAAAGACAGCAGUAGGAAUGGGAACAGGCAGGAUGAAAAAGAGAAGAAUAAGGGACCCCUAUCAGGCAUUAAAGAAGCGGCAAGAUCAGUCAUAGGGUAGACAUUGUAGAAGCGUAUCCUGUAACGUCAAGAUGUACGUGAUGAAAUAAAAUAGUUUAAGUUUUCAAUUUAUUUCUGUGAAAGAUUACCUUUACCUGCCUAUUACCUACAACAAGUGUGAUACAAAACAAUUAAACAAUAACCAUUUGAUCAAAUGAAGUCACUUCUAUCUAUAAAACAUUGUAGUUACUGUAUCAGGCGAAUCGAAAAAGAAAAAUUAUGAUUGAGUAAUCCCAAAUCCAAAAGCAC
Molecule: messenger RNA, 1736 nt
Organism: Acanthoscelides obtectus
Lineage: Eukaryota; Metazoa; Arthropoda; Insecta; Coleoptera; Chrysomelidae
Source: the annotation of a GenBank genome assembly